Messenger RNA from Spizellomyces punctatus DAOM BR117, 1977 nucleotides. RefSeq lists its product as uncharacterized. The coding region runs from base 7 to 1887 and encodes 626 amino acids. The record is from RefSeq and is a predicted model, not a curated record. The transcript has 10 exons. Lineage: Eukaryota; Fungi; Chytridiomycota; Chytridiomycetes; Spizellomycetales; Spizellomycetaceae. Gene Ontology annotation, molecular function: ubiquitin binding. Gene Ontology annotation, biological process: proteasome-mediated ubiquitin-dependent protein catabolic process.
GCAAAUAUGUCUCUUCCUCCUCCAGUCAACGGUUCAAAAAAAGAUAAAAAUCAUCGCAUUCCAUUGACCCACCCGCAGCAUCCCAUAUUCCCAUCAGAUCCGCGACGAGACCGUGUAUCUGAACCACCAGCAUUUACACCCGACUGGGACAUAUCUGCCCCGUCUUCUGGACAGCAUGCCCGUCAACCCCAUCCACCAUCUCAUCAUCCCCCACCGCAAUUUAGUAGACAUCGAUCCGGGAGUCUGGGAGGGAGUCGACCUGCAAGUGCAAGUCGUCAGGGGUCUGGAAAGUCUUGGAGUAGAUCUACAGCCGAUCUUGUACCUUCUCUCUUGCCCUCCGAACGCCUCAUAGCCGACAUGUGUAGGACAAACACUAUUUCAUCUGUUCACAAACCGGGGACUCACAUCUCCCUCAUCCAAGCAUCAACAACAUCAUCUCGUCCCCUUCAACUCGAACCUAUACGCACAAACUCACCAAGUAGUACAUCAUCUUAUAAGCCUCUCGACUCGGGUAUGGGCCUCGUGACGUCCAUGGCAUCGCGGCUGAACAAGCUUGAGGGUGAAUUGAAAAAGGCUAGAACUGAGAUACAGAUCAAGGAUGCGAGAAUAGAGAAACUGGAAGCGGAUUUGAAAUGGGAGAAGGCUCAAAGUCAACGGGCGGAUGAUGAUAAGACACAGGCACUUGAACUGCGUUGCGCCAUGUUACAAGCUCGAGUAACUGAAAUGGAAGCCUUCCUCCACCGUCAAAACAUGAUUUGGAAGUCCGAUAUCGCAGAUGAAGGUGAUACGAACGAAAUCAAUAUUGAGCAGAGGACGGGGCAGACUGUCAACAUUCCAAAACCGUCAUAUCAGAGGGCUUUCCCGUAUGAUCUUCCGAGGUUGAUGGCAUCUAUUAAGGAAUUGAAUCAUAUGGCGGGCGAAGGCGUAGCAACCAUCACUUCAGACGCUCAUGGCACUCGGCGACUCAAGACCCCGACCUCAGUCCCUCUAACCUUGUACCGAAACGGGUUUAUGCUCAUGUCGGGCCCAUUUCGUCGCUACACGGAUCCAGCCGCUCAGCUUUUUAUGCGCGAUCUCGUGGAUGGGUACUAUCCUUACGAGCUCAAACAUCGCUACCCUGAUGGUGUGCCUUUCGAUGUACGUGACCGUCAUGAUGAGUGGUAUGAUACAGCUGCUGCGGCAACGUACGUACCGUUCUCCGGUAAGGGGUAUGCAGUCGAUCCGGAUAAGGAAACCGGAACAAGUGAAAAAGAGGAACAUAGCUCUGAGAGUGAGCUAGACGAGGAGGAGUCAACGUCUGGUGGAGAAGAGUGUUUGAACAAUGUAGCUGUGACAGUGUGGGAACCGGCGAAAUCCACGCCAAGCGAAAACAAGAGUGGUGGUGAUAAGCAACCUGCAACUGUGCAAAUACAUGAUUUGCAUACAACCGGCAGUACAUCUUACACCCAAAGCAAUAACGCCUUUCUCGCCCGUCUUCCCAAAUACAUCAUCCGCAAUGGCGCAAUUCUCAAUCUCCGCGCUGACGUUGAAUCUCUCCUUCAAACACCUCAGUCCCAUCGCCUACCCAUCACAAUCCAAGUCCCUGACCGACCUGAUUCAUCACACCUGCAGCAGCGCCCAACGACACUUCGUGUGCAUGCACCAGACGAUGAGACAGAGUUUGUAAUAGGAGCCAAAAGUGGGCAUACCGUUCAAGAAGUCAAGAGUGCAAUGCUACCGCUUGUUGCCAAAAUCCUCGGAGAUGACCGCGAUUGGGAUUUGAGGACCGCGUUACAAGGUCCUGGUGUUGUUUAUGGUGGUGACAUGACAUUGGAGGAAUGUGGGCUGGUACCCAACGUUCGAAUGUUUAUACGCUCUGCCAAAACCAAGGUUGCGCGCCCAGGAUAGCCAAAGUCAUCAUUUAUUUAUACAUAAGAUCGUUGCCCCAGAGUGAAAGAACCAAAGGCAUGUCCAAAUCAAUAUACAUUUGCAUUUCAC